Molecule: messenger RNA, 803 nt
Organism: Linum trigynum
Lineage: Eukaryota; Viridiplantae; Streptophyta; Magnoliopsida; Malpighiales; Linaceae
Source: the annotation of a GenBank genome assembly
ACCUGAAGCUUAGUACUCCACAGGAAACAAGAUUUGAAAGUCGAGCAAGCUUGGGGAAACUAUCGAUCAAUACCAAUUAUGGAGAGCAGAGGGCUAUCUGCUGCAUUGGCAAUGAUGUUGGUGCUGUUGCUCGCCGCCGGCAGCGGCCAGUGCCAGCCGUCGUCGUUGGCUCCUGCUGACCAGGGCAACUACUACAGAGGGCACAAGGCAUGCGACCCACUCUGUUUCGUGAAGUGUGCGCUCACUGCAGGGGAUAUAAACUGCUACGGCGAGUGCAUACAAGAGUGCCUCGUCCAACCCGCCGGAGAACCCGAUCCCGACGAUCACCAGGCCACCUGCAUGGCCACAUGUGCUGUCCCCGCCUGCACCGAGCUCAGCACCAAAGCUGAACCAUUCUCCAAGGAUGUGGAACUUUGCCUGGAGUCUUGCGCAGAUCACUGUACAGCGAAGAAGGCUGAAAAGCAGCAGCAGCUCAAUCAUUCGCCAUGAAGUGAAGGUUAUGGUCGGUUCAGCAAUGGGGAUGGACCAUCGUAAAUGUUCGACUCAAAUUAGCAUCUUUCACUGUAGUAAGAUAAAGCUGAAAAAAACGGACACCCAAAAUUUACAAAGUAAUAGAAUGAAAGAAUGAGGGUCCAUGUGCAAUACUGCAAUUCAUGUAUCAAUUUCACAUUUCAACUAUAUAGUUUGAUAACUGAAGUUAUUCAUAUUUGGUUUCUUAUCUCUCACAUAAGUGGGUUAAGUAGAACUUGGGUAUCAGUCCACUCUACUAAUCAUAAUGUUUAUUAUAAACGCGAAUUUUAAUG